Molecule: messenger RNA, 567 nt
Organism: Linum tenue
Lineage: Eukaryota; Viridiplantae; Streptophyta; Magnoliopsida; Malpighiales; Linaceae
Source: the annotation of a GenBank genome assembly
AUGUCGGUGCAAAUCCCAAAGAACACCACCAUCCCGACCAAGAAGUUCGAGAGGAUCUGCACCACCGCGUUGGACAACCAGGAUGACAUGGUAAUUUCGUUUUACCAAGGUGAAAGAAAAAGGGCAAGUGACAACAAGCUUAUUGGUACCCUAGGGUUCAAGGGUAUCCCGCCCGCUCCCAAGGGCGUUGCAAGGAUCACGGUCCGCGUCGACGUCGAUGCCAAGGGCAACCUGAACGUGUCUGCCGAGGACAAGUCGACGGGCCGGAAGGUGACCAAGAUCAUACCGGGCGUCGGGGUGAAAGGAAAGCUUUUGUCGGCGGUGGAGGUGGAGAAGAUGGCUGGACAAGGAGAGAAGCACAAGGCGGAGGACGAGGAGCACUCGAAGAAGGUGAAGGCCAUGAAAGCGAUGAAUGAUUACAUGAUCGUGGUAAGAGAGAACGCGGCGGCCGGAGCCUACUCCGGGAAAGCGCACGGUGAAUUUAAGGAUGUGGCCGGAACGAUGUUGGACGAGUUCAAGGAGAAGUCGAAGGAGUUUGGGUUACGAUCAGGUGACAAGAAGAGGUAG